Triticum urartu is the source of this 1766-nucleotide messenger RNA. The record is from RefSeq and is a predicted model, not a curated record. Lineage: Eukaryota; Viridiplantae; Streptophyta; Magnoliopsida; Poales; Poaceae.
UUUCAUCUCCCGCAGCCCCUCGUCCCCUCCCUGCUUCUCCGCCGCCGCCGCCGCCACCACCCUCCAAAUCCAUCGCACGACUGCAAGAGAGCUAGCCCGCCCGCGCUGGCGACGCGCCUCCGCCUCCUGGUCUUCUCUAUCUCGGCACUGGAUCCAUCCCCGCCCCCGUUUGGCGUCCCGGUCGAUGGCGCUGAGGAGGAGGCGGAGCGGUUCUGUCGUUGGGUUGAGCGGCGGCUGGAACGGGUUGGCCACAGAGAUGGCCGUCCGCAGUGUUCUUCUCAGGCAGAGAAGAGGAGAGGAGCGUGAGAUGAAGAGGGGACGGAGAGGGAGACAGCGAGCCCAUGGAGAAGCGCCACCGGGAGCAGAUCUGGCCGUCAGCGGUAAGGCGGCGCCCCACUCUAGCCAUCUUCCUUCUCCCGCUAUGCAUAUGUUGUUUGUUUGCCAAUUUAUUGGGCAGAUUUUCAACUGGAAGACACAAAGGAGGUGGCGUAAUGGGCAUGGAGAUUCUGGUGUUGGAAGAAGAAGAUGAGCAGCCAAAUACUUCUAGGAAUGAUGAAACUCGUGUCCGCCGAGAGGCCACCUCGAGGUGGUGGUGGAGCUGCUCCGGCACCUUGACGCCCAGGGCGUCGGUGAAGAACAGGUCGGGGUACAAUGCCCUGUACGUCGUGGCCAGAGAAGGACAUCACGGACACGCGUGAGAGGUGUGCCCGUGUUUCAUUGUUGCUGAUGUAAUAGCUUUCGAGUCACAUGCCUGUCACCGUCGGAAAGUGCAAGAAGAAAUCCCCGAGGAAGAUCCACAAAGCCGAGAGGGAGAAGGAUGAGCAUGACCUAUUCAAUUAUCUUUUCGGUGAACUUGGCGAAAUAGGUGUGCAUCAAUCACUAACCUCGACACCUCGUAGAUUAUGUCACAGCCAGCAUGCUUUAGUUACCCUGUCUCUGAAUUUCGGGGGUCGUUUCCUUUUCCAUGUGGUUAUUUGGAAUGUUAGAGCUGAGCGUGGGUAUGUGUGAAUCUGCAUCAUGUUGUUACCAUCCAUUUUCAUGUGAUGCUUUCGCGGUGAAUACUGGGGUUCAGUAUGUGUCAUGGAUUUCCUUAGUUAGAUCCCGGUGAACGUUUAUGCCGAUGAAAAUGUAUGAACCCAUUUAAAAUUAGUAACACCAGAAGACCUCUCGGCGUUUGUUGACGAUUCAUUACAUUAUGCAUACUUGUCAACAUAUAAAUUGUGUAUUGACUGCAUCCAUUAACAAUUUUUUUCUAAUCCAUCUGUCUCACCCAUGCAUCUUGCAUCAAGCUGUAUGUGUGUUGGAGUCUAUUGCUUCUUAUAUUGCACCAUGUGUGUCGCGGGGUCGAGGAAAAGGUCGGCGCCGACGUCGACAUGCACACAUUGACGCAAUCUUGAGCCGACCCACACUCGCCCAUCCCCGGUCGUUGUUCGUCGAUGGCAGGCCGAGCUCCGCCUCCACGCCCUGCGGAGUCGGCCCGAUGUGUUGGGAUUGGACCUUGAUGGUGUCUGCCCCCGACAGGACCUCAACGGCGACCUGCAGGUCCGCCCCCUCCCCCUCUUUUUGCUGUACACUGGGAACACUCGGCAUGACAUACACCCAUUGAUUCGUGCUUUCUCCCCACUGAGAUGCCUGGAUACUUAUCUAAAUAAGGUGCCUGACUGUAAAUGGGAAACUAGUGAAUGUCAUGAUGCUACUUCUGUAAUAGGACAUGCUAGCUUGGGAAUGUUCACAGUCCUUUUGUUUCACGAACUGAUGAAACUGUA